This is a messenger RNA of Salvia miltiorrhiza (redroot sage), 970 nucleotides long. RefSeq names its product probable small nuclear ribonucleoprotein F. Gene Ontology annotation, molecular function: RNA binding. The record is from RefSeq and is a predicted model, not a curated record. The transcript is spliced from 4 exons. Gene Ontology annotation, biological process: mRNA splicing, via spliceosome; spliceosomal snRNP assembly. Bases 210 to 500 code for a protein of 96 amino acids. NCBI's taxonomy places the organism in Eukaryota, Viridiplantae, Streptophyta, Magnoliopsida, Lamiales, Lamiaceae. Gene Ontology annotation, cellular component: U1 snRNP; catalytic step 2 spliceosome.
AGCCCAAAACUAAACAUGAAAAUUCCCAAUCAAGAAGAAAGCCCUAAUUCUUCGUCAAAAAAGAAAAUAAAAAAGCCCUAAUUCAACUAAAUUCAAGAGCUCUUCGUCACCGCCUUGGCCCCCUCCGACACAACAAAAACCCUAAACCCCUCUGACGCUGCGAGAAUUCCCCGACCAAGAAAUUCUCUCUCAUUCCUAAAACCGCUGCCAUGGCUACUGUACCUGUUAACCCAAAGCCUUUCUUGAACAAUUUGACUGGGAAGCCUGUCAUGGUCAAACUCAAAUGGGGAAUGGAAUACAAAGGUUACCUCGUCUCUGUGGAUUCAUACAUGAACUUGCAGCUUGCAAAUGCUGAGGAAUACAUUGAUGGGCAGUGCACUGGAAGCCUCGGAGAAAUCUUGAUCAGGUUUCAUUCAUCUUCUCCCCAAUCAUCUUUCAAGUACAUACGGCAUUCUUGGACGAAAUGGACGUACAUACUGAAGUUUAAUGUGACUAGAUAAAUAUUUCCAUCUGUACAAAUGCCACUUCUCAUAUAAUGAAGUGUAUCUUUUCAUACGAGCAUUUGUUACCUUGAGGAAUUAAUUGCAUAAGUUGAGGAUAGAAUGUUCAGCAGCUUGGCUUUAAGAAGCAUUACGAGUUCAGAGAAAAACGGUUACUAUGCAGGCAUUAUUAUUGAUGAAAUCUUUUUGGGUUAUCUUGUGCAGAUGCAAUAAUGUUCUGUAUCUUCGCGGCGUCCCUGAGGAUGAAGAGAUUGAAGAAGCUGACCGUGAUUAGUCGGCAUUCACAUCUAUCGUAUCAUUGUAUGCCUAAUUGAACUGGAGUGAGAUCUUGCAUUGUGUAGUAGAUGUACUUGACAGGCAUUCUAUCUUUGUUCAUGUAAAAUUUGUGAACAUGAGCUAUGUGGAAGGGAUAUAUUUGUUCUUAACUUGUUUCAGAUCAGUCCAGAAAAUUAAAAAAAUGACUUUAAACU